AUGGAAGCAGACUUCCACAUCCAGGACUUCUCGCACCUCACCGACGUUCUUGGCAGUCUGCAGAUGAUCAAGCGCUACAGUCUCAUCUCGCUUUUCUUCACGACGCCGGGUGACUCUUCGCCCGAGAGCAUCACAGAUGGUCUCAAUGACGCUUUGCGAAAGCUCGCGCAAGCGUUCCCUUACCUUGCCGGCCGUGUUGUGUAUGACGGCCGAGAUGAUGCCCACACCGGCAUCAGGAAAAUCGUGCCUCACGAGGGUGUGAUUCCGUUGCUUGUCAAGGACUUUUGCACCGAUGCAGAUGUUGCGAGUAUGGAAGACAUGGUCGCGGCACGCUUUCCGAUGCGCAUGCUCGAUCCACAGCGGAUCGUGCCACCUAUUGCCAUGACCUGGGCUACGGACAACUUCGACAAGUAUGCGCCUGUGCUCAUCUUGCAAGCAAACAUCAUCCGUGGAGGAUUGAUCUUGACCAUUGCCGGCAAUCAUGCCACGAUGGACAUGACUGGCCUUGGAAUCGUGAUCUCUUUCAUCGCCAAGGCCUGCGGCAGAGAGCCGUUCACCGACGAGGAGAUUGAAGAGGGUAACCAGGACCGUCGGAACGUUGUCCCUCUUCUGGAUGACUCCUAUCAGCCUGGUUCAGAACUGGACGACUCCCUCAUCAAGCCACCACCUCCGGAUGCGCCACCAAUGACCAUUCCCCCAGCUAAAUGGGUCUACCUCAACUUCCCCAGCAGCCCCCUGCCGAAGCUAAAGACCGCUGCCAGCGACCAAAGCGUAGUCCCCUACAUCUCCACCGAUGACGCCAUCUCCGCCCUGCUAUGGCAGCGCAUCACCCACGCGCGCGCCACCCUCCACCCUACCCUCCACCCCUUCGCCAGCCAGCUCUGCCGCACCGUCUCUCUGCGCUCCUUCCUCAAACUCAAAGGCUACAUCGGCCACCUCGUCGACUGCGUCUACGCGCGGCUGCCCGACGUCCACAAUCUCCCUCUGGGCGAGAUCGCCGGCCGCCUCCGCCUCCAGCUCCGCGACGAGGCCAAGAUCGUGCAGCACAUGCGCGCCUACGCCACGGCGCUGCAUCGCUUGGAUGACAAGACCCAGAUCGUCAAUGGCGCGCAGCUCAACCCCAAUGUGGAUGUCGUGGUCAGCAGCUACGCGAACUUGAAGUGCUCUGAGUUGGAUUUUGGGGCGGAGUUGGGGGGAAAUCCCGUCGCGGCGAGGCGGCCGCGCAUGGAUGCAUGGCCGAGCUUGCUGUAUAUCAUGCCGAGGGACCGGAAUGGGGAGACGGCCGUGGCGGUGUGUUUGCCUGAAGAGGAGCUCGAGGUGUUGAAGAGGGAUGAGGUGUUGGCGAAGUUUGCGGCGUUUACUGAAUAG
Messenger RNA from Cyphellophora europaea CBS 101466, 1368 nucleotides. RefSeq lists its product as uncharacterized. The transcript has a single exon. The coding region runs from base 1 to 1368 and encodes 455 amino acids. Lineage: Eukaryota; Fungi; Ascomycota; Eurotiomycetes; Chaetothyriales; Cyphellophoraceae. The record is from RefSeq and is a predicted model, not a curated record.